AGUUGAGUGCUGCCCUCUUUUGGGUACACCUAGGAAGUUGAAGGCUGAGAAGGUGACAGUCAAUGAGGGGGAGGGAGAGCUGUCUAUAAGGGGUCGGGGGGGGCAGAGAGAGUGAGAGCACCCUCCCGGCGGUGAAGAAGGUACUGCAACAGCUGGGCUACCCGGUGCCAAGGCGAGAAACCGGGGUGAGCGGCGGGGCGAGCGGAGGACACCAAAGUUGAAUCGAGUUCGCCAAGGGGGCUGUGGUGUCGGAGAGGGUUUCCUCGCCCCCGCCUUCUCCGCGCCUGCUCGCCCGCUUGCUCCGAAGUGUCUGACCUUCACGGGAGGGAAGCCAUAGUGAAAGAAACGCAGAAAGAACACCUUCUCUCUUAUAUGCCUCUCGAGUCCUUGAGGUCAUCAGAAGAGGCCCUGUUGUGGAUGCCACUUCCAUCCAAGGUUUCGUGAGAUUUUAAGUGUCGCUUAGGAAGUUUGGACAGAUCCAAAAUAGUGACCAUGGCAUCACGCAUUGGUUUACGAAUGCAGCUAAUGCGAGAACAAGUGCAGCAAGAGGAACAAAGGGAGCGUAUGCAGCAGCAGGCAAUAAUGCAUUACAUGCAACAGCAGGUGCCAAUGGCUUCAACCCCUGCCAUCAACACACCAGUUCAUUACCAGUCCCCACCCCCUGUGCCGGGAGAAGUCUUAAAGGUUCAGUCCUUCCUGGAGAACCCUACCACAUACCACUUGCAACGAUCCCGAGACAAGAAGGUCCAAGAAUUCCUGUCUGAAACCUAUGGGAACAAGUUUGCACCACUGCUCAGUGCCCCUUCUCCCAAACCUCCCCCUUCACCUGGUAUGAGGCCAACGCCAAGUCAUGUGAUGUCCUCUUCUGCAGGCAACAGUACCCCUAACAGCCCAAUGGCAAUGCUCAAUAUUGGAUCUAACCCAGAAAGAGAGAUAGAUGACGUAAUCGAAGACAUCAUGCAGCUGACAACUACUGUGGGAUGUGUUAACACAGACAUUCAUAUGCCCAAUACUCUGCCACUGUCCAGCAGCCAUAUGAAUGUGUAUAGCAGUGACCUUCAGAUGACUCCCUCUCUGGUGGGCAUCACCAGUAACUCCUGCCCUGCUGAUCUCACACAGAAGAGAGAGCUCACAGAUGCUGAGAGUCGUGCUUUGGCUAAGGAACGACAGAAGAAGGACAAUCACAAUCUGAUUGAACGAAGACGAAGGUUCAACAUCAAUGAUCGCAUUAAGGAACUAGGAAUGCUGAUCCCCAAAGCUGGAGAUCUGGAUGUGCGCUGGAAUAAAGGAACAAUCUUGAAAGCCUCUGUUGAUUACAUCAGGAGGAUGCAGAAAGAUUUGCAGAGGUCACGAGAUCUCGAAAAUCAUUCUCGGCGUCUGGAGAUGGCAAAUAAGCAGCUAUGGCUCCGCAUACAAGAGCUAGAGAUGCAAGCUCGACUCCAUGGAUUGCCGACCACUUCACCCUCUGGCCUGAACAUGGCUGAAAUAGCACAACAGGUGGUGAAGCAAGAACCCUCUGGGGAGGAGGGGACAACAGAGAUGCAGCAGCAGCAGCAGCAGCAGCCACUUCCAGCUCUGCAACCACUUCAUGGUGAGCAGGAGACUCAGCACCAGCCUCACUUCGCUCCUCCACAGUCCCCUUAUCACCAGCUGGACUUCACUCACAGUCUGAGCUUUGAUGACAACUCUACAGGCUUCCAUGACACUCUAGACCCCAGCCAAAAUGUCUCUUUUCCUGCUUUGUCCAAAAAGGAGUUGGACUUGAUGCUCAUGGAAGAUAGCAUGUUGCCUGUGGCUUCUGAUCCAUUGUUCUCUGCUGUGUCCCCGGAAGCUUCAAAGACCAGUAGUCGCCGAAGCAGUUUCAGCAUGGAGGACACAGACAUGCUGUGAUUCAAAGCCUACAAAGGAGAAAAGACUAGGAGUUAAAUAUUGUUUGUUUUGUGAAGAUUUGUCUCUCUGCCUUAUCCCUGCAAACUUAUUCAAGGGCAUGCAAAACCUAAUAGAAGUGCAUCCUGAACCGGAAACUGUUUGUAUGAGGGUGGGGAAUGCCCAGCUCUUGGAAUGUUACCCACCUACCACCUCCAACUUGAUUCUGCCCUGAUUUGCCAAAAAUGGAGUAAUCUUGCCUCAUCAGCCAUUUGGUUUGAUAAUUGUGGUCUUGUAACUCUCUUUCAGCCUUUCUGAUUCCUGCAGGUAUAUUUCAAGAGCCCUGUGCCUUUGUACCACAUGCUCCACAUAGUCACUUUCAGCAUUUUGUUGUUGUUGCAACAAUGCAAUUAUAAUGUCAAUGGCCAGGCAGCAGCUUGCCCUUUUGAAAAGCAGCUUUAACUAAGGCUUUGGCACUAACCUGUUCCAGCAGACAAGUGCAUUCCUUAAGCCUCACUGUGGUCUCUUAUUUUUUUUAAAUUGUUGCUGCCAUGCUGAUGAGAUUAAUGGCCUGCUUCAGAUGUGCUUCCAGUUUGGGGGCUUCUUAUGGGGCAGGGAUAUCCAGUGCACACUGAUAGAAGGAGAGUGUGGUGCUACUGCCAAACCAUGAACAGUGAUUUUGUAUCAGUCAUUUCGAGAGAUGGACGGACAGUGCAAUAACACGUAUGGAAACCUGCCUAAAGAUGGAACCCCAAAUGGGACAUAGCAGCCUUAACAAGUUUUUGCAGUUUUCAGAAUUCACACUUCAUUUGAUCUUGAUAUAGAUCUCUAGUCUGAAUCCUCUAAAGCUCAGUCUGUUGAGGUAUAAUUUUGGGUUCUUCUCUUUAUUUUUAUUAUUUUGGCUACAUACCUAAAUGGCAACAGGUACAAAGAGAAGGAAAGGUAUGUACAUACCUCGAGGCUUUCAAAAGUUUUUACUGCAGCUGUUUACCCAAGAGAAGCUACAGGUUGUUUUUCCAUUUGAAACCACGAUUGUUGAAGAGUAUCUCCAGUUGCAAAUUUGCUUCUCCCUGACAUGUGCCUGUAUCUGCGCAGGACUGCAGUCAUGUCCACGUGAAGUUGCUCCAUAAAGUACUAAUUACAUAGUCCAUCAAUCUAGCUUUGAGCCAUAUUUUUUUUUGAAAGCUGAUUCUAUGGCCCUGCUAGGUAAAACAACAGCCUAAGUCUUGUCACUUAAGAGCUUUGUUUGGCAUAAGCUUUUUGUGCACUGCAGCUCAGUUGUAUGUGUAUGUCAGACAAAACUUACCAGUCCUUAGGAUGCCAUAGGAAUCUCCGUUGUUCUUCCUGUAACAGACUAACAUUGCUACCCUGAAGAUUUAUGCUAGGUGCUAUAACUGCAGCCUUAAUGUGAAGAAAUACAUAUUUCUUAGAUUCUUACACAUAACUUUCCUCUUGCUGAAGUCCUCCUUAUUUUUGAAAGGAGAUCCAUGAAACCCUUUUUUUUGAACCAGUUCAGUUAAAUUUAUUCAGCUAAACCUGUGCAAUCUCUAGUGUGAUUCUAAAGACAAUUAAAUAGUACACUGCAUAAUGCCAAAUGUCCAUACUUCAGGAUCUGUGUGAUGUUGCCCCUCUGUCAGGGUGACCACACAAAAAAUGAAUACUGAAUUCAUGUAUCCGUGUAUCUUUAAUAGUACAGUGGUGCCUCGCUUAGUGAUGUUAAUUGGUUCAAAAAAAAA
This is a messenger RNA of Pogona vitticeps (central bearded dragon), 3602 nucleotides long. It is a transcript of the gene TFEB, whose product is annotated as transcription factor EB. The record is from RefSeq and is a predicted model, not a curated record. NCBI's taxonomy places the organism in Eukaryota, Metazoa, Chordata, Lepidosauria, Squamata, Agamidae. Gene Ontology annotation, biological process: regulation of transcription by RNA polymerase II; positive regulation of DNA-templated transcription; humoral immune response. Gene Ontology annotation, molecular function: RNA polymerase II cis-regulatory region sequence-specific DNA binding; protein dimerization activity; DNA-binding transcription factor activity, RNA polymerase II-specific. Gene Ontology annotation, cellular component: nucleus.